UCAAUGUGCUUUGCUUGACAGUAUGUUUACAGUGGGUGGCUGUAGAUCGGUGUAGGAGGUUGAACAGUGUCCUGCUCGACAUGGCGUUAAUAUUCAGCAUUGGCAGCAUCUGGAAUAUCGUCCUGGGCCUACUCGUAGCAUUUGUAUGUGCGGAGCCUUCGAUUCCAUUUGACUUCAAGCAUGUAGAGAUCCUGACGCCUGAAUCACAUACGUCACUUCAACAUAAGCCAUUCGUCAGUGUGAUUUACUACUACAAGCGUGAACUGCCACGGUUACGCGCCUUCUUCAAGGAGCUGGACAAGUCAGCCGAGUACCUGGACAUCUAUGGCACCAAGACUGGCAUUCUGGACUGUAGCGGCGAUGCUGCCAGCACGGUGGAGGAGUGUAAGACAGCCAGAGUCGAGUACAACGUCUACAGCUACAGAGAUGGCAACAGUCUGCUCACACUGGAGCUGGAGACCAUGUUUGAUGUCAACUCCAUCAUGUCCAACAUACUCCAGCUUAUCUUGCUGCACGAGGUACCCAUCGUCCAGAGUCGGUCUGACCGGCAACAGAUUGAGCUGAAACAAAGGGGCAAAUCUGAUGUCAUCUUCUCCUUCCACAAAGCCAUUGGCACCUAUGAACACCGGGUGUUCAUGGAAGUGGCUUAUGCUUACCAGGAUCGCUACAAGUUCGGGCUCACGACAGAAACAAAGACCGCAGAAGGGCUCAAGGAGGCUGAAACUGUGACCAUCUCCGAUGAUGCAGCGGUGUGGGUGCUGUACUGUCGUGAUGCUGAUGAGGACAGCGAAGGGUGCCCCAGUGUCCGGUACCGGGGCAAGAUGGACCUUCCCUCCCUUGCUGUCUUCCUCAAGGCCCUUAGCCUGCCCAGAAUAUUUGAGCUCCCGGAGCACGGCACCAUUCCGAGCUGCCGCAACGAGAAAUUCCACUGUGUGUUCCUCUACUACGACAGAGACACCAAGGAGCAGGUGUUUGAAGCUGCGGAGACCCUCAAGUUUGAGAUCUAUGGAGUAGCGGGCAUAGUCGUUGUUGAUACGGAAAAGAUUGUCUUUGAGGAUGCGCAUGGUUUUAAUGGCAAGACACCAGCCAUAAGUGUCUUCCUGAAAGAAGAGGAGGCUCCACGCUUCAUGACAACCGAGUGGUCACUCGACAACAUCGCAAGCUUCAUCCAGAGCAACCUGUUUGACCAGGAGCCCAUGGACGUGGAGGGGGGCAGCCAGGAGGGGACACCUGGCUCAAGUGAUAUGAACGAAAAGGACAUGGAGAAAACUGGAUACAACUUCCCGUCUGUGGAGGAAGUGGAGACACAGGAUGACCAGGUGGCGGAGGCUGUGUUCCAGCUCAGCCGCGACCCCAUGAAGCUCAGCCUCAUUCCUGCUCUCACAGAUAAGACUUUCCCAGCAACUGUCCAGGAGAGGGACCUGUUGGCUGUGCUCUUCUACCUGCCCUUUGACUCGAGGAGCAUGGCCUUCCUUCGUGCGUAUGGUGAGGCUUCCUUCAGCCUGGAGGACAAGCAUGCCAGUCGCAGUCCGCUGGGGAGAGUCAACUGCUACGACUGGAUGGAUGUGUGUGGUCAACAGAAUGUGUCUAGCUACCCGACAGUGCGCUUCUUCAAGAAAGGACAAGACCCAACCGACUACAAGGGAGCUCUAGACACAGAUGCAGUCGUGUCUGUGGUCAAGCUGAUGCAGCAGGAGUCGCCGAUGAUGCUGACAACGCAGACGGAGGUGCAGAAGUUUGUUGCGGGGACGCUGCCUGAGAACAUCAUUGCCUACACAAACAUGUCAGUACUUGGCCUCUUUGUACAGACAGGACCAGAGGUGUCUGCCUUCAAGGAGGUAGCUGGGAGCCUGCAGAACACAACAGUGUUUGCCCAUGUGCAGGGGCAGCUAGCCAAGGACAUUGCAGAGAAGCUGGGCCAGCCUGUUCCAUGUGUGCUGGUGUUCCGUCAUGAUGAUCCCUACUCCGACACCAAGUCCCUCACCACAGACCUGACUGCUGACAGGAUCAAGACACUGGUGUCAAACAGCAGGCUUCCGACAUUGCCCGAGCUGACGGCGGAUGUCUUCCCACUGAUGUACAGCCAGGACAAGCCACUCCUCAUCCUGUUCUGUGACAAGUAUGAAGAAGCUGAGACAACUCUCAUCAAGAAGACUGUCGCUGACUUGGCCCUGUCCGGGCUCUUCCCAGGAGUUGUCUUUGCCUGGAUGCACGCACGAGGCAGCAGUAUAGGAGCCACCAUUUUCUCCGAGUAUGCCUGGUCUUCCGUUCUGCCAGCCCUGUCCCUCGUCUACCACAGGACUGGAAAGGUUUACAACAAGGUGGAGGGGGAGUAUAGUCCUGAGUCUGUCCAGGAGUGGCUGAGUCGUGCUGUGAGUGGCCAGGAGGAACCAGCAAAGGUGCUGCCACAGGGAGAUUGGAAGCCUGCAGCUCGAAGCUACGACUUCCUGGGACUGUCUGAGUUUGAAUCUAAAUAUGGAGAAAGCCCUGAGCACAAACCAACUCUCCAAGCUGCGGAGGAGUUUGGAGCAGGUUUCAAUAGUGAUGGAACAGAGAUUGAAUAUGAAACCAGUGACUCCUCAGAGGACGAAGGUCAGAGCAGUAGCGGCAACGCUGAUGACGAGAUCCGCAAUGAGUUGCUUGAGCUACGCAGCUCUCGGUUGUACCACCAAGUUCCGGACAGAAAAGAGUCGCCCGUCACGUCCCAGGACGUCCCAGCAUCCUCAGCUGAAGAAUCUGCUGAUGAUCUUCAUAAAGAACACCCCAAACAUACAGAGUUAUAACAAAAUAUUUACCUAUACAGGAUCAAUUCAGCAUGUUCAAAUUUAUUUUGCUGGUCUCCUUUUCAUUGUUUGGAUGUUUCUUGUGAUAUUUCAAAAUGGUCAUCAAAACUGAUGGUGUGGCCUGGGUUAUAAAAAUGUUGUGUACAAUAUUUAACACUUUAAAAGAAUGACAUGACAAUUUCAUCUUCAUUAUGUUGGCAAGGAAUUUGCUGUUCGGUCAUUCUGCUGAAUGAGUCAGUGUGUUCGCAGAUAGACAAUUAUCCUUGUGACUUAUCUGCUGCGUCUCCUGGUGUACAUUGGGUAGGAAACAAUGAUAGAACAAUAAAAUAUUUUCCAUGUUCAUUUAACAGAGUACCAUCACAUCCAAUCAAAACUACUUUGAAAUCAGAAAAGAUCUGAUCAGUUGUGUGAACUCCAAACUGUCAUUCAUUUACAAGCAGUAAUAAGUUCUUGCUUCAUUUACAAGCAGUAACCAUGGUAAUAAGUGUUGCUUCAUUUAAAAGGAGUAACCAUGGUAAUAAGUGUUGCUUCAUUUACAAGCAGUAACCAUGGUAAUAAGUGCUAGAUUGUAUUUCAUUAGAUGUUUAGAUGGGAGUAAAGAAUUCAUCAAAUGCAUUACCUGACAAAUUGUUGAGUGAGGGGACCCAUAUUUGUGAGGAGGAGAGGGUUAUUUGUGUUGUGUGUGUGUCCAGGGCCACUGACCCAUGCCAUUGACCAUCUUCCCGAGGCAAGAGUGUUAACUGACUAUAAAAGUCCAGUUUCCACCCUUGCCGAACUAGGCUGGUAUUAUGGAG
Haliotis rufescens (red abalone) is the source of this 3577-nucleotide messenger RNA. Its product is annotated as thioredoxin domain-containing protein 16-like. NCBI's taxonomy places the organism in Eukaryota, Metazoa, Mollusca, Gastropoda, Lepetellida, Haliotidae. Bases 81 to 2783 code for a protein of 900 amino acids. The record is from RefSeq and is a predicted model, not a curated record. The transcript is spliced from 20 exons.